Messenger RNA from Aureobasidium subglaciale EXF-2481, 539 nucleotides. RefSeq lists its product as uncharacterized. The record is from RefSeq and is a predicted model, not a curated record. The transcript is spliced from 2 exons. The coding region runs from base 119 to 400 and encodes 93 amino acids. NCBI's taxonomy places the organism in Eukaryota, Fungi, Ascomycota, Dothideomycetes, Dothideales, Saccotheciaceae.
AGCCACUCCAAACUUCACAACGCCAUUCUUUCACUCAUCAGUCUCUCGUUUGGCAAUCGACAAAAGAUUGUCUACAUCCUACCAGCGCUCGACUCGGAACUUCAUACAUAUACCCACUAUGGCUUUAAGUAACGGAGCCAUCAUCGUUAUCGUCAUGGUCUGCUGCGGCGCAUUCACCUGCUGUCUAGGAGCAGUAGGCUGGAUAUACAGACGACAAGACUCCGAUGGACGAGGUAUAAAUUACGGCUGGCGACCAACCAAUACUCAAUCCGACUACAUGCGAGAUAUUAGGCAGAAGAAUCAAGAGGGCAUGUUCCAUGCUGCGCGCUACUGCGAGAGGACUUCGAAUUCGCAACCUCCGAGAUCGGAUCUUACAAGCGACAUCACGAAUUUCAGUUAAUGUGAGACUAUCAGUCCCAUACUUGUGGCUUAUCUUCACACCUCUCGAUCACAUCUCUUUACUGCCAACCCGCUUUCCAACCCUACUAACCAUGCCUGAGAAACAUGACGAUCUUUGCGGAUGGGAAUCAGAGCUCUCG